AUGCUGCGGGCUUCCUGCGAUAUGGAAUGCGAUCACCUCUCGGAAAAGAGGAGUCGUGACAGGAAAACACUGUUAGAUGCAAAGGAAAAACCUCGGAGAUUUCGCUUCCGUACUUCGUUCUUUCUUUCCGACAUUUCAUUAUUAAACCAGACACGGACGGAUAUCACACAGAACAGCGAUUGUAAAUCAGCAAUUCUUAUAAGCCAUUGGGGGAAUAUUGAUCUUCCUGAUUUUACACACUUUAUCUCUCUACUUUUUUUUCCGCCUUUCUUUCUCAACGUCGAUACUCACACCCACUCUCUUUUCUCUUGUCCUGCUCUCUUUUUAUCUUUCUCCCUUCCAUUCUUUUACGCCUGUCAGUCUCCUUUUUGUCUAACUGCUCAUCCAUCCUCUUUCAUUCUGUCUCCGUCCGUCUCUCUCUCUCCCGUCUUUCUCUUAAUCUCUCCUCUCUCUAAUUCUCCUUUCCCGUCCGAAUCUCUCUCUCUCCCCCGUCCGUCUCUCUUUCCAAGUCUCUCCCGUCCGUCUUUCUCUCUCUCUCUCUCUCCUAUUCCGUCUCUCUCUCUAUAUUUCUCGCCCGCGCGUCCGUCUCUCUCUCUCUCUCCAAAAAAAAACCGCGUCGUCCGUCUCUCCCUAGAAUCCGUAAGUCGAAUGGUUGAAACCUCUCAAGCGCGUCCGUCUCUCCCUCUAAUAAAGAAAAUAUUGAAAUUCUAUUGUCAGAUUUCCAAAACAAAAAAGGGAAAAAUAUGA
Acanthosepion pharaonis is the source of this 747-nucleotide messenger RNA. Lineage: Eukaryota; Metazoa; Mollusca; Cephalopoda; Sepiida; Sepiidae. The record is from the annotation of a GenBank genome assembly.